AUGUCGACUACUAAAUCCAAAGAGAUCGGCCUGACUGCCGUAGCUUCCAACGGUGCUGCACCACCACGCUUAUCGCCCAUUAUUCAAAAGAUUUCGCCCAGCGGUAACUGUACCGCGGACGUAUCGUUCGAGGCAUACAAGCAGCCAAAGAACCGUUCCAAGCGGCGCAGCUUUUCGCCGAUGGUGCACCAGUAUCGGAUACCAUCGCCCGAACUGUCACCGAUCGAGCUGAGCCAAACGUUCCGGAUCUCGCCGCGCAGCAACACACCGAAAGCAACCGAGUGUCAGGAUGUGGCGGGCAAAACGUAUCUGUUGGCCAAACAGUUCCGAACACACAAGAAGCGUUCUCCGCAGGAGGAUGAAGCUUAUGCCGUGACACCAUUGGCCAAGCGUGAACUUGAACAUCGCAUCUGCGUAACCAACAUACUGAAGGAUAUGAAUCUAUCGAAGUACAUCCGCAUCUUUACCAGGGAGGAGAUCAACUUCGACGUGUUUCUAACGCUGUGCGAGAAGGAUCUCAACGAUAUUGGCAUCCACUGUAAGGAGGACAUUGAGAAGAUACUGGCCAAAAUUGCCGACUACAAUAUGGGCGUGGAGGGCUAAAA
Anopheles maculipalpis is the source of this 605-nucleotide messenger RNA. RefSeq lists its product as uncharacterized. The transcript has 3 exons. NCBI's taxonomy places the organism in Eukaryota, Metazoa, Arthropoda, Insecta, Diptera, Culicidae. Gene Ontology annotation, molecular function: protein binding. The coding region runs from base 1 to 603 and encodes 200 amino acids. The record is from RefSeq and is a predicted model, not a curated record.